CUCGAAGCUCCACUGCGAGCACGUCGCUGUGUGCGCGGUCACAGCCGCAAUGCCCAGCUGUUGUGUGCCAGGAUGCAAGUCGCGCGGCUCACAAGGAGUACCAGCCACCUCCUACCAUUUGUUUCCCAAAGAUGCCGUUCGUCGGACAAAGUGGAUAGAAGCAAUUUGGCCCCCGCAUAUUCGCCGGGAACCUGCCAAGGAAGCUCAUGUUUGUUCGAAGCAUUUCUUAGAGGAGCAUUUUGAUCGCACGUCCGCGUUCAAAGUCCGCCUACGAGAGCAUGCAGUUCCUACUCUCUUGCUACCUCAUCCAGUACAACAAGGUGAUAGAGCACCUGAUGCAGCAAGCACCGAUUCAUCCUUUGAUUCCCCUCAGCUCAUGCAAGGUUGCGCUGAAGGCUUGCUGCUGCUUGCACAGGUUGCUGCAACUUCUCAUGAAGGCCUCCAAGCUUGCCUCUCCACACCUGCAUCGCCUGACUUAGCUGCAGGCUUCCACGGGCAGUCCACACUCCAACAGGAAGCCAUGGAUAUACAGCAUGAAAGUGCAGAUCCAAUCAGUUUACCUGACCCAGAUCCCUCCAACCUAAGUGCCAGUCAUUUCAUCGAGCCAGCACUUGUACAGGUGAAAAUUCACCUCUGUUCUACUCAUUAGGCAUGCUUGUCCUCUGUUAUAAGUAAACUGAUGUUACAGUUGAUGUAGAAGUAAAAAUUUCUAACACGUGCUCUUUCUAAAAGACUCCCAUGGAUAUUGGUGAGGAGAGU
This is a messenger RNA of Rhipicephalus sanguineus (brown dog tick), 759 nucleotides long. Its product is annotated as THAP domain-containing protein 6-like. The record is from RefSeq and is a predicted model, not a curated record. The transcript has 5 exons. Gene Ontology annotation, molecular function: sequence-specific DNA binding. Bases 50 to 649 code for a protein of 199 amino acids. NCBI's taxonomy places the organism in Eukaryota, Metazoa, Arthropoda, Arachnida, Ixodida, Ixodidae.